AUGUUAGGGCCAAGGAAUGAGCGGGUAUUCGACCCGAACGCGUCCAUCGUUCUCGUUGGAUGUCGAGGAGCUGGAAAGCGUACCCUCGGAUUUAUGGGCGCCCUUCAUCUGCGCCGCCGCCUAGUCACCGAGGACCAUUACUUCGAAAAACUGACUGGCAUAUCCCGCGGCCAGUUCCUCCUUCAGCACGGAAAGGACCUCUUUGCGCGCCAGGAUGUCGAAGUUUUCAAGUGCAUGCUCGACAGCAACCGCUUCGGGUGCAUCAUCGAGUGCGGUAUGAGCAGUCUCAGCGAGGAGGCCCAAGACGCCUUGCGCGAGUACUGCAGGACGAACCCCGUCAUCUAUAUCCACCGGGAAAGGGAGCAAAUAGCAGCCUUGUUGGAUGCGACAGAUGCCACGGCUCUUCUCAAGGCGGAUGAAAAGCAUAGGGAGUGCUCCAACUUUGAGUUCUACAACUUGGAUGACUCAGCAACCCAUUGCGUUGGUACCUCCACAUCAGCGGAUUGCCAACAGACGGUUCCUUCAAAACUACUCAAUGUCCGGGAAGACUUCACAAAAUUCCUGGAUCAAAUCACCGGCAGAGGCGCAACCAAGGCAUGGCUGGAAAGCCCCUUUUCGGUUGUCGCCAUUCCGCCCGAGUUCCGAUCCUAUUCAUAUACUUUGCGCCUUCGCCUAUCCUACCUGCAGGAACUGGACAUGGCACUGGAAGAGUUUGAGGCCAGUGCAGAUUGUGUUGAGUUCAUUAUUGAUCAGUGGCCCGGCGAUGUCGCUGAAGUGGUAUCAAAGCAGGUAGCCCUCCUCAGGAGGAAGCUGGGGCUGCCCAUCAUUUACCAUGUGGAAGAAAACCCCCGAGGACAACGACGAAGGGCGCCAGAGGAGAAGAACCCAGUGGACUCAGAUCUGCUUGAACUAGGCCUACGACUGGGCGUCGAGUAUCUGAGCGUGGAUUUGCAGCGCGACGAAUCUCUCAUACAACGGGCACUUCGUUACAAGGGCCGGUCCAAAGUUAUAGGAAACUACUGGUACAUGGGCUUCGGAGCUCCUCCAUGGCACGACGACCAACACCUCGAGAACUACCGACGCGCACAGUCUCUCGGCUGCGACCUGGUCCGGAUGGCCCGCUUCUCUACAGGCGACAGCCCCGUCGGAUAUCUCGAGUCCUUCAAGAAGCGGGUAGAGCAAACCAUCCCCAACCCGCGCCCACCCCUAGUUGCCUACGACUUCUCCGUCCUCGGCAUCCGCACCCCCUUACAAAGCAAGAUUCUCAACCCCGUCAAACACCGCGACAUGGACACCGACCAUGACUUUAUCGCCAUUAUCAACACCUAUUCACACUCCUAUGGCCUCGAGUUCCAACAGUUCCUCCUCGACCCGCUUGAGUUCUACGUCACCGGCUCCAACGUCUCCUGGUCUCUAUCCCCCGCAAUGCAAAACGCCGCCUACGAGUUCUCGGGGAUGCCGCACACCUUCCAGGCCGUCACCUGUUCUACCUUGGACCGGCUCACCCAGAUUUGCUUGUCCGACACCUUUGGCGGCGCCAGCUUGACCGCUCCCUUUAAACUCGCCAUCAUGCCCCAGCUCAAGGUCAAGUCGCACCACGCCACCGCCAUUGGCGCCGUCAACGUUGUGCUGCCGCUUCGAGGCAAGACCAAUGCGAUUCUGGACCAUGCCAACUCUCGCAACAAGGCCGGUGCGGCGCAGGAGUUCUUUGGCGAUAACACCGAUUGGAGCUCUAUCUUUACUUGCCUCCGGCGCGCUAUUAGUCCGAGGAAUUACGUUCAACCCUCCAAGACCACGGGGCUGGUUAUCGGUGCGGGCGGCAUGGCGCGCGCAGCUAUUUAUGCACUUAUUCAGCUUGGUUGUAGAAACAUUUUCAUCUAUAACCGAACGGUGGAGAGGGCGAGGGAGGUGGCGAAUCACUUCAAUAAUUGGGCUAAGGGGCAGCAGGGGAUGGUUGUCAUGGCGAAACCGAGUGCGGAUGGGUCGCAACUACCGACACUGGAGAUUUGCAGGGUCAUUGAGAGAUUGGCGGAUCCGUGGCCGGAGGGUUAUCAGUUGCCUACUAUGAUUAUUUCAUGUGUGCCCGCGACGAGUCUGGACGGGACGCCGCCGGCGGAUUUUGUGAUGCCGGAGGGGUGGUUGAGGAGUCCGACGGGGGGUGUGGUUGUUGAGCUCGCCUACGAACCACUCGUCACGCCCCUAGUUGCCCAAAUGUACGCCUACCGAGAUCAAGUCAAUCCUUCCUGGGUUGUCGUCGACGGUCUCGAGGUCGUUGCGGAGAUGGCCAUCGAGGCCUUUGAGCUAAUGACAGGACGGAUGGCGCCCAAGAGACUGAUGAAGGAUGUUUGCAGGAGGACGUGGGAACAACAGCAGCGAGGUGGCGGUGAUGGGGCUUCGGGGUUGGUGUUAUGAUGAUUGACUGCCUACCUAUUUUACCUACGCCUACUUCUUGAUUUGAUAGAUCACGGACCAGACCGAGCUGGAGCUUUGUUGAUA
Molecule: messenger RNA, 2496 nt
Organism: Neurospora tetrasperma FGSC 2508
Lineage: Eukaryota; Fungi; Ascomycota; Sordariomycetes; Sordariales; Sordariaceae
Exons: 2
Coding region: 1-2412 (803 amino acids)
Biological process (GO): chorismate biosynthetic process
Molecular function (GO): shikimate 3-dehydrogenase (NADP+) activity; 3-dehydroquinate dehydratase activity; 3-phosphoshikimate 1-carboxyvinyltransferase activity
Source: RefSeq, a predicted model, not a curated record